GCUUCCAACCGCUCCGUUGCAGACGAUAGAUGGAGAUAGCCGGGAAGGGAGGGUUCUCACCGGGGCGGGGGAGAGAAGGAAACUUUUUCUGUUCUGUUUUUUCUAACUUGCAGUUUGCUGUAGUGGGAGAAGAAAGCGGAUCUGCGUUAUGCUUGUCGCCAACGGCUGGCUUGUUUGCACCGUCGGUGGUGGGGGAGCGUGAAAGGUUAAUUUAAAGUUCCCAGGGAGAGUGAAGCGCUCGCGGCGGCGGACAGAAACUGGUCAACUCUCCUCACAUCUGCCCUUCCGAGCCAGUUUGAAACGAUUUCCAUCAAGAGGGGGCAGGAACAAAACCACGUUGGCUGUAGCUUUGGACAUUUUUCAGAAGUCUUGGGCUAAACAGAGAUAGACAGCGCCCCCCCCCUUCUGUACUCCUCCGCGGCUUUUGUGUUUUUGAAUGGUGGUCUAUUUGUCCUGCGUGACAGGGCCGAUUCGAUUGUCAAGAAGUUGCAGCUGCCAUUCACGCAAACAUCGUUUCUGACUCGGCACAGAUGGACUUGAGAUAAAGGGUGCUGAAGUUCCAACCUCACUUUGAACUUCAGCCGGUCCUGGAGCCUUCAACGUCCAACCAGAAUGGCUGAUCCCACUGAGAUGAGCUUCGAAAUGGAGGGGGCCGGCGUGACUGAGGUCAACACCUGCAGUUUGGAAACAGCCAGAAAAUAUGACGUUGUCCCUGCCGUCAUCUGCUCCAUGUGCUGCCUUUUCGGCAUAAUCUACUGCUUCUUUGGUUACCGAUGUUUCAAGGCCGUCAUGUUCCUGUCUGGUCUGAUGUUCGGCUCCGUCAUCAUCUUUCUGCUCUGCCACAAGGAGCACAUUCUGGACACUCAGCUGAGCGUGGAAGUCAGCGCGGGCAUCGGCCUGGGCAUCGGUCUCCUGUGCGGUCUGGUCACCAUGCUGGUGCGAAGCGUUGGCCUCUUCAUGACGGGCUUGCUUCUGGGACUCCUCCUUGCUCUUGCUGCUCUGCUGGUCACUCAACAGUUCUACACACCGACCACAGUCUGGGUGCCCCUGGGUGCUAUGCUGGGAGCAGGCAUGCUGUUCGCCGUGCUCACCCUGCAGUGGCAGAAGGUCUUCACCAUGAUCUCCACCGCUGUGUUCGGUGCAGCCAUCAUGACGGUGUGUGUCGAUUACUUUGUGGAGAUGCUGGCUUUGGCCACUCACGUGUAUGACUGCCUGCGCCUCACUCCGGGCCCAGCACUGUGCUGGUACAGCUGGGUCAUUCUGGGCAUCUGGCCUGCUCUCAGCCUCAUAGGGGUCCUGGUCCAGUGGAAACUGACGGAGGACGGUUUCUCACACACCGAAGUUGUCAUCAGUCGAAGGCAGAAGAGAGUCCAGCUGAUGCGGAUUCGGGAGAAGGACACUAAGAAGCGACAGCAGGCAGGUGGGCAGGAAGGCACGUAUCGUCGUAAAGCCACUCCAGUCAAACGUUACGCUGGGGACCUACUGGCACCGAGCUACCUGCAAAGCUUGCGAGACAAACAGAUGGACACAGGCACUUCCCUUAGCAGCCUCGGUACCACAAACCAAACUGUGAUCGACUUGGACUUUGACACCGGCUCCACAGCUCCCCUCACAACCACAACCCCAGUCGUCAGGGUCUGAGUACCACGCCGACAAGACGUUGAACUCGUCGUCCUAACGUAGAGUAGAGCCAAGAAAAUAGUCCGGGUGUUUCGUGAAACAAAAGGUUCCUCAUUCAGGAGAACUCCAGUUCAGUCAUACUCAAACCACUACAGCCAGAGUUUCUCAAAGAAACGCUGGUGAACAGAGACGUAAGGACUGAAAAACAUAACGGCACAUUUGAGCCUCCGAAACCGCAGUUUCUGCUGUGAUGUUCGGCGUUACCUGUACUGUACUUAUAUCAGCUGCCUUACUCGCUGUGUGCUUGUAGGGUUUAAGAACAUUUGACCUUGAAAAGGUGAAUUUCAUUUAGUGCAUUUUUACUCUUUUGGGUUAGUGGGAUGGGAAAGUGAAGUUUUAAAGUGGGUCCAAAACCCUGUCCUGAAGUCUUCAGCGGGGAGUUACGACAGCAGGAUCCCAGACCAUCCUAAUGUUGUUGUUUUUUUAAGUAGCUUCUCUCAAAAUGCAAUCAAAUUUGUUGUUUGCUUGUGAAGUCUGUUUUUUAAAGUGCAUAAUUUAAAUAAUGACUAAGUACCUGGUAGUGAUUGAAAAAGUAUGAUUGUUGUUCAUUUUUAGUUUUUUUUUUAAAUAAUUUGCAGUUGUUGGAAUAUCAUGGGGACAGACCUCUUGUUACAUGGACAUGUAAAUACCUGUUGAUAGAAAUGUCAUGAAUACAUGUUUGAUAUGAAAAAAAAGUUUGUUUUUGUGUGUGUA
Messenger RNA from Oryzias latipes (Japanese medaka), 2373 nucleotides. RefSeq names its product transmembrane protein 198. NCBI's taxonomy places the organism in Eukaryota, Metazoa, Chordata, Actinopteri, Beloniformes, Adrianichthyidae. Gene Ontology annotation, cellular component: plasma membrane. The record is from RefSeq and is a predicted model, not a curated record.